Orbilia oligospora ATCC 24927 is the source of this 1242-nucleotide messenger RNA. RefSeq lists its product as uncharacterized. Gene Ontology annotation, molecular function: zinc ion binding; DNA-binding transcription factor activity, RNA polymerase II-specific. Bases 1 to 1242 code for a protein of 413 amino acids. The record is from RefSeq and is a predicted model, not a curated record. Gene Ontology annotation, biological process: regulation of DNA-templated transcription. The transcript has 3 exons. NCBI's taxonomy places the organism in Eukaryota, Fungi, Ascomycota, Orbiliomycetes, Orbiliales, Orbiliaceae.
AUGCGGUCAUCGUGGCGCUGCGAUGGUUGCGCCAUCAGGAGAGUUCGGUGUAACGGCGGCAAGCCUUGCCAGGAGUGCCAAAAACGCUCCUUAGCCUGCACAUUCCUCAGGGUCCAGCGAAAACGAGGCCCGAAGGGGCCUCGAGUUUCCACCAGUGAAAAGAUUAAGCAAAUUCAAGAAGACCUGUAUUCUGCAAUGCUCACAAGUGCAAGUGCCGACGAGAAUUCGCCGGGGAAUUCGUCACCUGAGACUAUUCCGCCCCAACACGCAGAAAUCACACACGAAGAUUACAUCAAAUAUCUAGAUAUCUUCAAAGAGCGCUUGUAUUCUGUUUGGCCCGUAGUCGACUGCGAUGAACUUAUACACAAGUUACUUAUUCAUGAGGCAGACUACGAGUCAUACGCUCUUGCUGCGUCACUUUGCGCUGCUACGAUAGCCCAGAUGAGGUUGCCGGAACAUGAUACCCAAGAGAUUGAUGGAGGAGUAACUUCUUCGCAGUUUAUAGAGGAAGUGCACAGAUUGCGACAGCUUUUUGAAUACAGAGAGAUAGUCUCCAUACCUUCGCUUCUAACAUCAUUUUUCUUACAUAUAUUCUACGCGAAUGCAGAGAAGAUACGAUCUGCGGGUUCGCUCCUGCGGGAAGCUAUUGGCUGCGCCUUCGGCCUUCGCAUGCACGAGUCGGAGAGCUAUCUUCCCACAUAUUCCCAUGAAAACCAGCUAAAGAUACGGAUCUUCUGGAUACUUUUCAUCUCAGAACGAACCUAUUGUAUCCAGAAUGACACACCCAUGAUGCUACAGCCGAUAGAAUAUUUACCCGAAGUACCGAAUGAUGAGACUCAAGAUCGAAAGCUCCUUUCAGCAUUUGUUAGCUUGACACAGUUGUUUGUUAACCUCGAUGGCGAAUUUGCAAGAUCGCUUUACGGGCGCUCGGGCAAAGGUUGUGGCUCAUGUCUCGGAUAUCAUCGAGACGAAAUGUCCACUGCCCAGCGAGAUCUGUGUACUGAAAAAGAUGAUAGUGAUUUAAGGGAAUCACAGCAAGUUGAUAUAGCCGUAACGAGGCAAUGGAUUCGGACCCUGCUAUGGCAAUAUACAGUGUCGCACUUCCCAGUGUCUUGCAAUUCCGAGGACCCUGCGUUUUCCUCUCUUCUGCCGGCUCAAAUCGCCAAGGAGACACUUUCCACGUUUAACAAAUUCUCCCCAGGGGCUAUCAAAGUCCAUGGUUAUGGAAUGGUGAGUACAUAA